AUGAGAAAACGUAUCGAUUCUGUGAGUAUCAAUCCGAAUGGUGAACCAAUCAAUGCGAGUCGUUAUUAUUUUAGAUUAGGUUCCAAUGAUUAUGAAUAUCAUGUAAUGAGAGGACAUUGCUCUUGUAGGAUUUUGAAGGAGAAAAUUGAUUGGGAUUUGGUUUGCUAUCCGUUGGAUAGUAAGAAUUCAUUUGGAAAGAAGCAUGGAGAAUUUGAAGCAACUCAUAUCUUUACCAAAACCUAUUCACAAUGGACGACAAAACCAACUCAACCAGAGCAGUAUUGUUUUCCUUUGAGUAUUGAACUCACUCUGCCACAAGUGAAUCUUUCACAGAACGUUUACAUUCCAAGCACGAUUGUAGACUCGACCAUGUUUAGAUUGCCACCAAUUUGUCCAGUUUACACUAGUUGUAAAUAA
Naegleria gruberi is the source of this 417-nucleotide messenger RNA. RefSeq lists its product as uncharacterized. NCBI's taxonomy places the organism in Eukaryota, Heterolobosea, Eutetramitea, Acrasida, Naegleriidae. The record is from RefSeq and is a predicted model, not a curated record. The transcript has a single exon. Bases 1 to 417 code for a protein of 138 amino acids.